UGUAUGUAUGUAUGUAUGUAUGUAUGUAUGUAUGUAUGUAUGUAUGUAUGUAUGUAUGUAUGUAUGUAUGUAUGUAUGUAUGUAUGUAUGUAUGUAUGUAUGUAUGUAUGUAUGUAUGUAUGUAUGUAUGUAUGUAUGUAUGUAUGUAUGUAUGUAUGUAUGUAUGUACAGUGGGGUCGUGUUUCUUAGAUAUUUUAUCAACACACGUAAAUAGGUACGUACGUAGGUAUGUACAGUGGCGGACCCAGAAAAUUUGGGUCGUUGGGUCGAACAUAAAUAAAAAUGUACUUUCUUUUCACAUUUUUGUCUCAUUUCAGUUUAUAAUGUUUAACUUAAACAUUUUUUAAAAUUUAUUUAAAUAUUGGUGUCGAAUAAAAAUUUAAAACUGUAGAUUUAAAAAUAACAUAAAAUAUUUUAUGAAAUAAGACAUUUCAUUACUAUAAUUUUUAAUAAAAUGAUAGAAGAAAAUAUGUAAAGAACAAAUAUCUAAUUUAACUCUGUGAAUAAUGGAUAAGACAAGCAUAACGAGAUGAUGGAGGUAACUCAUAAAAUUAAUUUAGAUGAAUAGUAACUUUUAUUUCGAUACCAAUUCGUAAAUAAAGUAAAUAAAGUAUAUAUAAAAGAUUUUUUUAUUUUAGAGUUGUUAAAAAAAGUAAAAUCAAUUAUUGUUAAAUGGGCUCCCGACGGAAGGCAUGUUGCCAUUGGCUUGAAUAAUUCUGAUGUCCAGCUUUGGGAUUCCACGGCUAACAGAUUGUUACGAACUUUGAGAGGUGGCCACCAAUCACGAGUAGGAGCCCGCGAUUGGAACAAUCAUAUACUGACAACAGGUGGGAUGGAUGGUAUGAUUUUCAGCAAUGACGUCCAGGUGAGAUCACAUAUUGCGGAAACCUACAAAGGACAUAGUCAAGAAGUGUGCGGCCUAAUAUGGUCUGCCUCGGGCCAGCAGUUGGCAAGCGGAGGAAACGAUAACCUUCUCUAUAUAUGGGACAGAUCAUCGACUGCUGUUUCUUCUUCCAACUCCACCUCCUCAACCACACAAUGGCUUCACAGGUUCGAGGAACACACAGCUGCAGUUAAGGCCCUUGCCUGGUGUCCAUUUCAGGGGAACCUUUUGGCCUCAGGCGGAGGUGGAGGAGACCGGUGCAUUAAGUUCUGGAAUACUCAUACCGGUUCAAGUGUGAACUCAGUUGAUACAGGGUCUCAGGUGUGCGCAUUGCUGUGGAACAAGAGUGAGCGCGAGUUGCUUAGCUCUAAUGGGUUUACUAAGAAUCAGCUCACGCUCUGGAAAUACCCAUCAAUGGUUAAAAUGGCAGAGCUUACGGGACAUACCUCUCGAGUUCUUUUUAUGGCUCAGUGGGACAGGUUUAUUCCUAAUAGAUCUGCAAUGGAUUUUGACUAUGCACAUUUUAUGGUGACCGAAGGAUGUAAAGCUAAAGAGAUUCCGGCCAGUUCACCUUCAAGAGAAGCAUACCGAAAGCAGCUUGCGGAGAUCUUUAACAUGAACCGGAGGAUCCUUGCUUUUAAGAACAAACCACCCACCCCCCCUUUGGAUGGUUUUCUGAAUGAGAACUCUUCCGCUUACCAGGCCAAACCUACAAAACCCCUUCGCCACAUUCCUCAGACAUCUGAGAGGACUUUAGAUGCCCCAGAUAUUUUGGAUGAUUACUACUUGAAUCUACUAGAUUGGGGAAGCAGCAAUGUUCUCUCUAUUGCUCUUGGCAGUACUGUUUAUUUACCUGUGGGAUGCUUCUGAGGGCAGUACUGUUUACAUUGAAUGUUUUAUUAAUAUAACUUUUUAUAAGACAUCUCAGUUUUUCCUUUAUUACUUAAAAUUGCUCAUUUUCCUAAUUUUUAUAAAAAAAAAUUAUAAGUCAGAAGAGUUUAGAGAAAAAGACUAAAAUAUGAGUAAACCAUAAAAAAUGUAAACAAAAAAGUUCUACGUCUUAUUUCCAAAAUAGGAUUUCAAUGAAAAUAAAAUGUUAAUCAUUAA
Molecule: messenger RNA, 1990 nt
Organism: Cuscuta campestris
Lineage: Eukaryota; Viridiplantae; Streptophyta; Magnoliopsida; Solanales; Convolvulaceae
Source: the annotation of a GenBank genome assembly